Molecule: messenger RNA, 1938 nt
Organism: Agrilus planipennis (emerald ash borer)
Lineage: Eukaryota; Metazoa; Arthropoda; Insecta; Coleoptera; Buprestidae
Product: fasciclin-1-like
Exons: 1
Coding region: 419-1870 (483 amino acids)
Biological process (GO): extracellular matrix organization; cell adhesion
Cellular component (GO): extracellular matrix
Molecular function (GO): cell adhesion molecule binding
Source: RefSeq, a predicted model, not a curated record
GAAGGAAAAACACUAAAUACCAAUAAUUACAGUAUAGUAUAUUUACUAAAGAUAUUUUAUACAAUAUGGGCAAACUAUUUGCAAGAACUAGCUCUUAACUAUGCCAAAGUUAACUUUUUGUAUCAAUUCGAUUAAAAAGGAUUUCUCAAAUUACUCCAGUAACAUUUGGUAAAUGAUAGAUGCAUGCAUAUAAAAUAAAUAACUGUCCAAUAAACGAACUAAUUCCAGUAUAUUUGAAUGCUAGCCGUUGCGCCAGAAACGCAUUUUUAGAUUCCACUUGGCCCCGAAAUUUUUGGCUUAAUGGAAACCACUUGACUUACAUAAACAAACAGGCGUUCAGGAAUAGAAACAUUUCGAUAACUAAUUUCAGUUCCUUCCGAUUAAUGUUCAGUUUGUGAUGCGUUUCUAACGCUGCAUAAUGAAACGUGUAUCGUUUUACGUACUUUCAGUUAUAAUUCUCGUAAUCUCUUCGCCAGUUUCGGGAAGACGUCUUACCGUAACUUCUAAGAUUGGUCAAGACCCUGACCUCUCACACUUCUACUGCACGAUAGAGAAAAACGUGAUAAUCACUUCGUAUUUGGCUUACUCUGAAGUGACAGUUUUUGCACCUGUGAAUUCAGCAUUCGCCAAUCGUACCACCGCUGACGAUUCCGACGAUGUUCUUUUCUAUCAUUUCGGUUGGCACUCGAAGAACGUUGGAGAACUCAAUUCCGAAUUUGUGUACACCAUCUCCGACAAACAUCCGCCGCUUUGGAUUACCAACCAGGAGAGAGCUGUUUUCGUAAACAACGCAAAAAUUGUUAUGGGGAAGUCGAAUUAUAUGGCUACAGCCCGAAAUGGGGCCACUCAAGUGUUACACGUCGUGGAUGACGUUUUGGAUCCUGUGGUGAGAGGCACCUCCUUGCUUUCGAAACCACCUAAAGCUAGCGAUUUUUUUGAAAAAAACGUUCUAUGGAAUAUUGGACCUCACAAAGUUGAUCUGUUUUGGGAGAAAGUGGUUCUUCUCCGGAAGGAGUCUUUGUAUAGAGUCGAUCGAUCUGGAACAUUUUUUGUUCCUGUAGAUGACGGAUUUACAGAACAUCGUUUACAAAUGUUGGACGCGGACGUGAUAGAUGCCCACAUUAUUCCGAAUUAUGUUUUCUUCACUCGUCCCACGCCCAAAAACUUCCCCUUUGAAACCCUUGCCGAUGGUAAAAUGCUUUUCGUCUUAAUCUAUUUCAUGGAGCAAGGUGGAAAGAUUUUCGUCAAAGCAAAUACUGUUGUUGGAAAUUCAAAGCAUCCCAUUGGAGAAAUGAUCGUAGAGGUGGUCAAGCCGAACAUCCCCGUUAGGAAUGGAGUUGUACAUUUGAUUAAACGCCCUUUGGUGGUUUCUGACAAAAGAUUGUCCUUCUUCCCUUAUCUCCCGGUCAUUCAUAAACUCACUAGCGAUCCGUUCCUUGACAUUUCGUUCACGCUAUUUGAAAAAACGAGGCUUCUCCAGUACUUGGACGUCGACCAGCAAGAUCAGAAGUUUACCCUUUUUGUACCCAGAGAUCGUGCUUGGAGGGGGUUGAUCACGUCCUCAACUGAUCUGUCCGGAAACCUGUUUCAUAAAAUGAAAAAUGUAAUGGGAAGGCACAUCGUGGUGUCUAAUCUGGAAUAUUCGAUGGAGAGAUUGAAAAGCCUUUCUCAGUCCGAAAAUAGGACUGACAUUGACCUGAUGAGCAUGUCCGGAGAUGAAAUAAUUAGCAUUCGUAAAGAAAGGAACAAUUACUACAUCAUUAGAGGUGAAAUAAAUAUUAAAGUGUAUAGGGCAGAUUACGAGUGCACCAAUGGUAUUAUACACAUCAUCGAUCAUCCAUUUAUUGACCUUAACGAAGAGCUUAUUUAAUACCACAUUAAUAAUAAUGUUAAAAUUAAGAAAUUAUAUUAAUCCAAUAAAGAGUUUUGGGUAAUUCA